CGAUGUUGUUAUUCUGUAAUUCAAUAAUAUUAUACAUUUUCUGACCUAUCCAAUGUAUUUUAUAGGCUGCAUUAAAAAGGAAAAGAUUUCGAUAAUUCCACUCAUAAAUCAUGCCGCAAAAUUUUCACGAGAAAAAUGUUCGCGCUUGGCUUCUAGACUAUAAAAAUAAACACAGUACACCUUUAAAAACACCUGAUACAUUUGGUUAAUAACGUAAAAACCGAUUGUUGGUUAUCUUAUCACCGAAACGGCCGCCAUUUCAUCAUUCGACGAUGAACCAUGUCCACAACGAAAUCACAUACAUGCUACUUAAUGACGACGAAAACAAUACGGAAUCGAACGCGAUCGAAGAUUGCCAUGCCAGAAACGAACGAGAUUCCGUGAAGAUGACCGGUUGUCUCGUGACGUUCGCGAUCCUGGUGACUUUUGUUUACGGGGUGCAAAUAUCAUUCAGCGACGAUGCCGCUGGAAGUUAUUUCGUUCCUUUCGAAGAGAAAACCAAGAUUGUAAAUGACACGAAUCCAAUAUGGACUUACGACUGCACGAGCAACACAUGUACAAGAAGACCUCUGAACGAUGAAGAAAUUCCAACCACCUUGGGAGAAUGUAACAUGAUAUGCGGCAUGCCCUCUUUAUGGCCGAAACCAAGAUCCGUAAAAGUAAUUAACAAAAAACUAUCGACAUUCAGAAAAAGCCAGAUUACAACCAAAAUCGUCUCGCCAAAAAGCGUAGAAGAAGACACGAAGAAAGCUUUGGAUAUAUUCAUGAUGAGUCUACCUUCCACUGGUCGAAUCCAAAUGGAAAACGCCGACUUGAAAUACGUGUUUAUCAAUAUUAAAGUGACUAGCCAUGAAACUAAACUUCAUACGACAAGUGACGAAAGCUAUAAACUAAAUAUUACCAAAAUUGAUAACCAUGCGCUAGCAAAUAUUGCUGCUAAAACUUAUUUUGGAGCCAGGCACGCUUUAGAGACAUUGAGCCAGCUCAUACUAUUCGACGAUGUUACCAAAAAGCUACAAAUCUACCACGAUAUCGAAAUUCAAGACAGUCCAGCUUUUUCUCAUAGAGGCUUGAUGGUGGAUACCGCGAGAAAUUUCUUUCCCAUAGAGCAGUUGAUGAGCAUUGUAGAUGGUAUGGCGAUGAAUAAGUUGAACGUUUUCCAUUUGCAUUUAACGGAUGCUGUCAGCUUUCCUAUAGUGCUGCCCAGUAAUCCUUGGUUGGCCAAAUAUGGUGCUUACGGUCCUGGUAUGGUCUAUACGCCUGAAGAUAUUAAAGGUUUGAUCGAAUACGCAAGAGUCAGAGGGGUGCGGGUGAUCCUUGAAGUCGAUGCACCGAGCCACGUCAAUGCAGGUUGGAAUCAUUUGAAUUCAGACAAAGAGAAAAUCGUCAUCUGCGGAGAUACAGACGUCUUUAACGGUCAUCUUAAUCCGGACAGUAAGAAAGCUCAACAAUUACUAGAAACCGUCUACGCAGAUUUGUUGGAACUUGGUACAGAUAGAGAAACGUUCCACAUCGGUGGCGAUGAGGUUAAUCUCAGAUGUUUGGAAAGAACCAACGCUUCCAGUAAAUAUACAGACAUAUACGAUUUUUGGGCGGAUUACAUGAACAACAUUUUUGCCAAAGUCGGAAGAGCGUUCCACGGUAAUGUACCUAAUAAUUUAGUGAUAUGGUCCAGUGAUCUCACUGACAAGAACCUAGGUUCACUCAUUUACUCCAAAAAUCUGGUAGUUCAAUACUGGUUUGGUCAGUUGGAUGCGAUCCUACGCAACGGAAAUAAUAUCAUAUUUUCAACCGUUGGAAAAUGGUACCUUGACUGUGGAUUCGGAUCAUGGAAAGCUUCUGGAACAAAUGGAGUUUGUGAUCCAUACACGCCCUGGCAGACCUUUUACAAUUACAGACCAUGGCAGAGUUAUACAAGUUUCAAAAACCAAGUUUUGGGAGGCGAGGCUUGUCUUUGGACCGAAGAAGUGGGAGAGGACACCCUAGAAACCAGAAUUUGGCCACGAACAGCGGCUUUGGCGGAAAGGCUUUGGAGCGAUUUACCCAAAAUUGAUAUUAUCGAUGUGUCAACAAGACUAUCCGAUCAAAGACAAAGGUUAAUUGGCAGAGGACUGAAGGUUGCAACUAUUUGGCCCAAAUGGUGUUCGCUAAAUCCUGGAAAAUGUCUUUGAUGCACUGAAUGGUAGAUGUGUUUUAGAUCAAUUUGUAAUUGUAGUUUAUUUCAGUUUUAUUAAAUUUAAACGCCACUGAUAUUUUGUAAAUUGUAUUUUUGAUAAAAGUUUUUAUGAGGAAAAGACCAAAGUUUUUAUAGCUCAUAUCAUGGCCGCUUUUUGAGCAACAAAAAAAUGAAAUAUAAAUAACCAAUAGGAAAUAUUUAAUUUUAUGAAUGUAUUUUUUUAGGCAGUUUUUUAUUUAUUCAAACAUUGUUU
This is a messenger RNA of Psylliodes chrysocephalus, 2429 nucleotides long. Lineage: Eukaryota; Metazoa; Arthropoda; Insecta; Coleoptera; Chrysomelidae. The record is from the annotation of a GenBank genome assembly.